Drosophila santomea is the source of this 3813-nucleotide messenger RNA. Its product is annotated as histone-lysine N-methyltransferase 2D. The transcript has 4 exons. The record is from RefSeq and is a predicted model, not a curated record. Lineage: Eukaryota; Metazoa; Arthropoda; Insecta; Diptera; Drosophilidae. The coding region runs from base 480 to 3305 and encodes 941 amino acids.
UCGUGGGCGCCUGCGCGCAUGUGCAGUUCGAGUUUGCAGCUACAAGAUACUCUGGUGCUCAAAUAUUCAGAUACUCAGAUGCUCAGAUACUUUGUGUACGUUCGUUGGCGGUUUUUUUGAAUGGGAGAUCGGGAGAUCCAGUCGGAGAUAUAAAAUACAUCAAAUUAUACAUGUAUAUGUGUGCAGCAUCCCUGGCGAUUCGGUGAUAAAAGUGAAAUUUUUGAGUGCAAAAGUUGAGUUGCCAAAAUCACAAUCAGAUUUUUUGUUUCGUUUUUGUUCGAGUGCCGCAGAGUGUCGAGUGUUUAGUUAACCAAUCUCAAGCGAAAUUCAAAGGAAUUUCAGGUAGCCAGCGGGUUUACCUGAUCUCGCCGGGGUUUAGAACCAGAUCAAUCGCCGGAGAGGAGUUCGACCUUCAGCGAGUAGAGGAGGAGGCUGGUCUAUCUAUCCACAUCUCUAUCCCGAGAAAUCAUCUACCAGCAAUGGCUCUCCAACGGCGAUCCUUGCUCACCCUGGUAUUGGCCUCCUGGCUGGCGGCAUCCACAGCACAGGCCCUGGUAAGAUCGGGCAGAUCGCCACUGCCCGCCCAGCCGGCGGAUCAUCUGGUGCCGCCACCACUGCCCGUUCCCCAGAGACUUUCGCACGCCGGAGCGGGUUCUCCAGCGGGUUCUCCAUCAACCACUGCUCCCGUUUCCGUUCCCGUUCCCGUUCCCGAAUCCGGCUUCAUGACCCGCGUGGCCAGGUGGUUUGGCUUGGGCGGCGGCGGCCAGUCGUCCAAGGAUCAGCAGCUGAGUGCCACCAACUCGCUGAGCUAUGCCUAUCCGAAGCCGGUCUCCGGUUUCGAUGCGGGUGGCAAGCCGUGCAGCCUGUGCAACAAGUAUCCCUGGGUGCCCAUGGUGGGGCAGCAGCAACAGCAUCAGCCGAAUCCCCAGCAGCUGAACAACCAGCUGCAACAGCAUCAUCAUCAUGCGCAGCAGCUGCAAGUGCAGCAGCAACAACUGCAGCACAUUCCGCAACAGCAGCAGCAACUGCAACACAUCACUCCGCAGCAGCAACAACUGCAACACAUACCGCAGCACAUCCCGCAGCAGCAGCAGCAACCCGUUCCGCAGCAGCACGCAACAUGGCAGCUGCAGCAGCCAGUGGCCCAGGCCUCGCAGCAACGCCAGCGGGCGGUGCAAUUCCGUCCCAGCUCCGGACAGAGUGUCUUCCUGCCCCUGGCGGUGCCGCUGCCGCCGCUGUACAAUGCCCAGCCAUUCCGGCCAGUGGUGCCAGUAUCGCUGGUCAAGGAGAACGCAGUGGCUCAGUCGGAAGUGCGACCCGUGCCGGUUUCCGGGCCACUGCCCACUCCUGCGCCGCCAGCCAGCACCUCCAGCUUUGAGAUUGUGCAGAGCCAUCAGGUGACGGACUUUGUGACCUCCGUGGAAUACCCAGCCACGUUCGUGCAGUCGCAUGCCAUCGAUCUCGGCUCGAGCCAAAGACCCAGCCAGGAGGUGGCCCAGGAGCAGGAACUGCAGGCGGAUAUCAGCACGGUGCGCUAUCAGCUGGAGGAUCUGAGCAGUGGCCAGGUGCAUCAGCACUUGCCAGCCUCGCAGCUGCUCACCGAGAUUGGGCAUUUUGCGGAGACCACCACGCAGCCACCGCCGGCGGAUAACUAUCCAGCGGCCUCGUCGCAACAGCAACUGCAGCAGGAGCAAGAGCAGGAACAGGAACAGGAACAGGAGCAGGAGCAGGAGCAAUCCUUCUACUAUGCGGAGCAGUUUCCGGAUGAAACCAGCACACUGUUGUAUAGCACCACCACGGAGUUGCCCACCACAACAGCUCCAGCACCGCCACCACCGGCGCCGGUUAUUGAGCUGAAUAACCACCUGGCUGCAGUGCAUCACUCGCAUCGCCAGGGCAUCGGAAGGGGCAGAGAAACGCCCAAGCGUCUGCUGGACUCGCCCAUCAACCACGCCCCCUUGGCAGGAGCCGGAGGACGGCCAUUCACUCGCGAUCCCGCCGAUCUCAGUUUCCGGGUGAGCCAGGUGUACACGCCCACGCAGCCACCAACGCCCACAUCCACGUACGGUGCCAUCGAUGCCAGUGGACAGUUUGCGGGCAUGGCACCGCCGAGUCCGCAGCAGGUGAUCAUACCGUACACCACCAAGCAGCGGCCACGCCCCUUCGAGAGCUGGACGCCCCUGAAACAGCAGCAUCCGCAUCAUCAGCCGAAUCACCAGCACAAUCAGCACAAUUACCAGAAUCACCAAAGCAACGACCUCGAGGAGGAGCCCCACGAGCAGCAGGAGUCCAAGCUGGCCACAGCCACAGUGACGGCACCACCCAAUUCGCGACGCACCACCAAAUACCUGACCAAGAUCCUGGCCACCAAUCUGCGGGAGUUGCUCAAGCGGGAGCGGGAAACGAAGCGGCUGCCUGGCCAGGGAUUGGGUGUGGACAUCUCGCGGCUGCAGAAGAACAUCGAUGGCUGGACGGAGCAGGAGUACAACUCGCUAUCGCACCGACCCAGCACACCCACGAUUCGUGGAAGAUCCAAGCACAUACCGUCCGAGUACCUGACCACCACCACCACAACUCCGGCGCCGGUAUCGCAGCGCCAGUCGAAAACCACACGGGGCGAGGGCUUCGAGCUGGGUGGCGCUCCACCCACCGAUGCCGGGGAUCUGUCCACAUCCAUCAACAAUCUGGAGCAACUGCAUCUGCUGGGCGAACGGGGAUCGAAGGGCUUCCAGCCCAUCGAGGAUAAUCGCCUUCAUUUCGACUACUACGAUGCCCAUCAGCGACCGAGAUUCACGUCGGCCAUGACCACCCUCAGUCCGCCCAGCACCAGCACCACCACCACUGCCCCACCCACCACAACGACAACGGUGGUGACACCACUCUAUGUGCGCAGCACUACGGCGCCCAAGGAGCUGUGGAAACAGGCCCAGGUGGCCAUCCUGCCGCAGACCAACGAGAAGGUGUACGUGGUCACGCCACAGCCACGGCAUCAGGAGCAUCGGGAUCGCCAUGUCGCCUCCGCCUCGGCGCCAAGGCCCGUGUACCAAACGCCAGCGCCGCGCUUUCCACGGAUGCGACCAACUCCAGGCGAAGUGAAGUCGGCCACGCCCACCAGCUCGUCGCAGCUGCGCAACUAUACGCCGGACAUCUUCGGGCUGAUGGGACUGUCCGCCUAUGUGCCCGCGGAGCCCGUGGAGAUAAUCGACGGAAACUCCAAAGUCAACACGAUAGUGACAGCAGCGUCGACGGCGGCGGCACUUCAGCGACCCACAGCGAGGCCCACGAUGUCGCCCUCGCCCAGAUAGACCAAGGUCGGACUGAGGUCAAGGCGCACGGAGCCACACAGAACCACACCCCCCGCCCAUCCUGUUGUAAUAUAUUUCACCCCAGCCACCCCUCCAGGCCCUCCGCCCCCCCGCGAUCGCAAAGAGGAGCGAGGAUUGAGCAAAGUCCUUGGAAGUGCGACGAUGAGAGGAGGUCCCGAUUCGAAGUUAGAGUAUUUUCGCAUUUGGUAGCUUUAUGAAGAGAACACACGAGGAGGAGGAGGAUCAGAGAACCAAAGGAGUGGAGCUGCCCGUAGUAUAUAUAUAUUCGAAAAAGGAUUUGUAUACACAAUUCCCUUUUUUUGCCUUUUUUUUUUUUUGUUGUGUGUGUAUUAGUAACCGCUGUAUUUUUUUUGUUCUGGCUCUUCCGUUCACUAGUUGUAGUUCUAUGUAUAAAUAUUAACUAUUAUAUCUAUAUUUCAAUCUAUGCGAAGAGUGGGUUGUCAGGCGGGUUGACAACGUUAUAAUAUCGAUGUGCAACCAAAAUAUA